Molecule: messenger RNA, 4600 nt
Organism: Owenia fusiformis
Lineage: Eukaryota; Metazoa; Annelida; Polychaeta; Sabellida; Oweniidae
Source: the annotation of a GenBank genome assembly
CGAGAUAUUGGCGCGAAAAUGACGUCAAAGCACUUCCGACACAAAAAUAUUCAGAAAAUUUGAGCAGUAUUUUCAACAAAUUACGUCUAUUGCGACAAUAAAUGAAGCGCUAUGAGUGGGGACAGUGGCAUCAACGAGGACAUGCUGAACCUCAUUCAGGAAAUCAACAAUGGGAACUUUAACAGCACAAUCUUUGAGAACCAACCUCUCGAAAAUGACUCCUUUAAUGUCCUCCCAGGGUUCACCAUCUCUGACGAUUUCGAUCUCGGGAUUGGAAUGGAUCCAAUUCACUCACAGUCUUUGGAAGAUAUGUUGAAACCUGGGCUACAUACUGUGGCCUCUGAUAUCGGCUCAGGGCUUCAUACUGUUGAUUUAAGUACUGUUGAUGAGCUGACGCCAUCUAGUUCAAGCCAGAGUUCAAAGUCACAAAUAGAAAAUAAUUUUUACAGCAGUACUAACAGUGGAAUAGAGGCCUCUGAUCUCGGGAGCUUAUUGGAACAGUUUGAAGAAGUGUCUAACUCUGCAAGUAGUACAGGCAGUGCAAUGACACCUAAGAAAGAUGGCACAAAUAUGAAAGAUGCUGGCAGUGUUUAUAUGUUCAAAAGCAUUGCAGCCCCCAAGUCACUGUUAUCUACCAUGAGCCUUCCAGCGAGCCCAGUAAGCACGCCACCAAGCACGCCUCCUCCUGAAAUCAUCAAUAAAAUCAAGGCAUCCAACAAACAGAAAUCUGCCAUCUUGAUACCAGCAGUAACAGCUUCGAAUAAAUCUGGCAAAGCUGCACUUAUGGAAUUACAUAAAUCUCAAUCUCAGCCAGAACUUAAACUAUCCAUACAAUCCAGUCACAAACCUAAAGUAAUGCAGUCAACCCCAAAAACUGAAGUUCCAUUAUCUAACCCAAAAACUGAAGUUCCAUUAUCGAAAUCCCUAGCUCCUCUGGGACUUGAAACGAAAAAAAAGAGUAUCAUGCUAGAAGUACUUACAUGGGAUAAGGAGAAAAAUCCAGCCCCAUUGAGUAACAGGGAUUUCCAAAAUAAGGACAAAAAAGAUAAAAUUAGCAUUAACUUAAUGUGCAAUGGCAAAGACAAGAAAAGCCUCACUAACAUUCUUGAACAGAAUGGCAAGUCACAAAAAUUGAAUCGUAAUUUAAGUAUAGAAAAGGAGACUAAAAAGCGAGCAAGCCCUAUUACCUUAGAGGAGUAUAAAGAAAGGAGAAGAGGACGGCUUGACGGCCGAGGAAGUGGGAGUUGCUCCCCUAUUACUACUGAAGUGAAACGCACAUCUAGUCCUAGUUUACCUAAUGUAGUUCUACCUGCCAUUCCAGAUCAAAUCCUCGUUGACCAUGGCUAUAGUACCAUACAGCCUAGUCCCAAGAUGAUAAAACAAGUAUCAGAAGAAGUUGAGGAAAAUAUCGAUAAUAAAGACGCACAACCAGAUGCUGCAAUAAUAAAACAGCUAUCAGAGCACAUAGGAGGAAUGAUAGAGGUCGCAUUUAACACAAAACCUGAAGCUUCUGAAUCGUUUGGCGCUCCUCCUGAUGGACAAUCUAGUACAGGCUCUGAUUCAUCAAGUAGGGAUGACACGUCAUCAGCUGUUGAUGAUCAACCUGAUGAUGAACAUAUGGAUAUCACAGAAGAGCUAGCAUCAUCUACACUAGUUAAACCAGAGCUUCAAGGAGAUGAACCUAUGAAUGUUAUGGAAGAGGAGCCAUCGGAAAAUCUGGAGGAAAAUAUUGUUGAAUUUGAAGUUCAUGAUAGUUCGGAACCUGAAACUGUAGAAAUUCAACAGUUAUCUGAAGAUGUGAGCAUAAUAGUUGAAACUGACACUGUUAAUGACACACAUGUUGAUGAAACACCACAAGUUGAUGUCUCCAGUGGUCAUGUAGAAAUAAAAACUGAAGAGAUUGAUCUUCAAACUGAUAUAGUUGAUAAUAGAAUUGACACAGAAACGGUGUCUGAUGAAACAACUAUUCCAGCCAAUGACGCUGUCAGUGAAGUUAAUGAUACUGUCAGAAAUAGUGAGUGCAAUGAACUUGAAAACAACAAUAAAACCACACUUGAAGAAACAAUGAACUCAGAAAAUAUUAGGUAUUCAAAGUUCAAAAAUGAAAAAAGUAGUUCCAGUAAGGAAUGUUUGAGAGGUAGAUCUCAUCGUGGCAGAGGCCAGAAGAGAGCUUAUAGGAAACGCGAUACAAGCCCAGGCAGUGACAAUGAUGUCUACUUUGAUAAAAUUCCCCAGUAUUUCACGGCACUAACAAAACCUGAAAAGCCACCUAAAAAGACUAGCGAUAUUAAGCUAACUAGUAUGUAUCAUGAUGACAUAGAUCGCGACAGAUCCCCUAUACGUGAAGACGAUACAUUUGAUAAAGUUCCUGGUUACUACAGUUGUUUCACCAAUAGUACAAAAUAUGAUAGCACUGGUCCAAUGACCAUUCAUGAUGUGAAUCGACAAGUCACAAGUGCAGUAUCAAGUCGCAGUAACUCUCCUCUAGUCAUAGACUCUCGUGCAGUAUCCCGGGCGAACAGUCGAGCUUCCUCAAGGUCAUCUUCAAGGUCAUCCAGUAGCAGUUCAGGGUCCUGCUCUUCUUGCUGUAGAGGCAGCUCAUAUAGUAGAUCAAGAUCAAGGUCACACAGCAGAAAGUCAAGGUCAUCUCGCAGAUAUCAUUCAAGGUCAAGGUCACGGGACAGGAACAGAAGGAGUAAAAGAAACAGAAGAUCAUAUCGGUCAAGAUCACGUUCGCACAUAUCAAGGUCACACAGAUCCAGAUCAAGGUCAUAUAGAUCUAGGUCACGUAGAUCUAGGUCACAUAGAUCUAGAUCAAGGUCAUAUAGAUCUAGGUCAAGAUCAUAUAGGUCUAGAUCAAGGUCAUAUUCACCAGGAAGGAGAUAUAAAUCAAAGAGAGAAAACAGAUACAAUAUACCAGACAGAUCUAGGAAUGGUAGGCCGCUUGAUGAACAAAGGGACAAACACUUAAAAAUAGAGGAGAGAAGAAUUGUUUAUGUGGGAAGGAUUGGUUCAAACUGUGUACCUAAAGAUCUCGAGAGAAGAUUCGAAAGAUUUGGUCCUAUUGACAAAGUGACUGUUCAUUUUAGAGAGAAUGGGGACAACUAUGGCUUUGUGACGUUCACUUAUUCUUGUGACGCCUAUGCCUGUGUAGAGAAAGGCAACGAUAUCCCUGGGGAGAGAAAGUAUGACUUGUGCUUUGGGGGUAGGCGUGAAUUCUGCAAGACUGACUACUUAGAUCUUGAUAGUAAAGCAGAAGAAGAGGAAUGGUACGGUCCACAGGAACCUAAACAAUCAGCAUCUCUAGACUUUGACGCACUAUUGAAACAAACAAUGUCAAAAUUGAAAAAGAAGAAAUCCUAGUGUAGCCUAGAGUCCUUGUGUAAGGAACCCCAGGAUUGCAGUGAAACCACAAGUGACCUGUAGCUCCAUAAACUGUGGUUCAUGUAUAGUAGAAACUGAGUGGCAGUCAAUUUACCCGUUGAUUGACUCAUAUCUGGACCUGAUUUGGGCCUCUAGUGUACUCAAGGAGAAUAAGGACAUGUUGACGAUGCAUCAAUAGCUUAAUAAGUUAAUGAAUGUAUAUUUUGAUUGGGCUAUUAUCACUCAUGAGUAGUCAAUGUCCUAUAACAUGGCUUAUCAAACUCCUAAAUCAGGUCACAUUACCAUAAAUCACCUAUACCCUGUAAAUGCAGUUGGCAAAAGCCAUCACUAAUGAAUAUAGCCUUGCACCACUGAAAGCAAUGAAUGUCACAAUGCAGGCCUGCAUCAAUGGAUACUAGAUUGCACCAAAAUCUCUGUGUUUUACAAAAUAAAUCAAUAAUCAUUAUUAAUUUAGAGAUAAUUACUCCUCUGCUACUGCAUCAAGUUGGCUUGUGUAUUGUGAGUUGACUCUGUGACUAUUGAAAAUGGAAGACAAGUGCGUCUGUUCUAUCCAAGAAGUGGUAACUUAUAGUUAAUAAAAUAUAUAGUCUAGUAUGGUAUGCUCGAUUAAUAAAUUAUUACAUGUGAUCGGGAUUUCUAUAAUCAGAUAAUUAUUUAUCACUGGGUGCUUGUUAAAUGACAUAUAAAUCUAUGACAUGAGACAUAUAAAAUUCCCAUGAACAUGUGGUACUGGGUAGUACUGUAUUCAGUUCAAAUUCCUUUGACGACUAAAUGUUUUUUACGUUUUUACAGUAUUCAGUAAUUAAAAUGUCUGUUUUUGUAUAAUUUAGCUUAGAAUACAAAAUGCAUGUUUGUUUUGUUUUUUUUCUUGCUAAUGAUAUUUUGUUCUCUUGAUUUGUUCAUGGGCUUUCAAUCUAGUUGAAAGCCCAUGAUUUGUUGUACUUCAAAACUCAACUAUUGUGACAUUUUUACACAAGUAGGGGUUGUAUAACUAUAAAUGGUGUAUGAAUAUAUUCCAUGUUAUAAAAAUAACAAAUUGCAACGUAGUGCAGCCUUUUCAUUUUCAAAGUGGCAAGUUAGGAAAAAAACUGCCUGCCAUUUUUCACAAUAUGUUUAUCUAAUUAUGUUUUCGCAUUAAAGGAUGAGUUCUUCCAAUUUGUUUUUGUUUAAUUGAAUGAUCUGCUAGUUGUAAUAAAAUCAUAAACAAUGAAAUGCC